This is a messenger RNA of Danio aesculapii, 1571 nucleotides long. It is a transcript of the gene g6fl, whose product is annotated as g6f-like. Gene Ontology annotation, biological process: positive regulation of ERK1 and ERK2 cascade; interleukin-15-mediated signaling pathway; T cell activation. The transcript has 12 exons. Gene Ontology annotation, molecular function: protein tyrosine kinase binding; MHC class II protein binding. Bases 1 to 1548 code for a protein of 515 amino acids. NCBI's taxonomy places the organism in Eukaryota, Metazoa, Chordata, Actinopteri, Cypriniformes, Danionidae. Gene Ontology annotation, cellular component: external side of plasma membrane; membrane raft. The record is from RefSeq and is a predicted model, not a curated record.
AUGGCAGGUGAUGUAUGGAAUGACGUGGUUGUGGCCCAAGAGGACACAUCCGUCACCAUCUCCUGCUUUAAGUCGCCACCCACCUCAUCCGUAAUGGUCACCUGGAAGAUGAUGUCAGUGAGGGAGGACCGCUGGUCAUAUUUACUCUCAGCCAGCUGCAUUGAUGGACAGACAGACGGACGCAGAAGCAGAGUGUUUUUAGGCAGAACUUUUGAGAUCUCUGCAGAUGCAUCGCUUGUCUUCAUCGCUGCAGCAGCCACUCAAGGACGAUACUCCUGUGUGGUAGAACAAGAUGACAAGAAGCUGCAGGAGAGGAUUGUUCUUCUCGCUCUGGUUAAAUUAUCUGUCACUCCUACACCCCCUGUCACAGUGGACAGGACUCUGAGACUGGCAGCUCAGGUGUCUCCCGCCUCUGUGGCCGCCGGGGGAGCGUGGGUGUCUCCCUCGGGCGAGUUGCUGUACACCGAGAUCUCUCAUGGCAUGGGCCGUCUGCUCAGUAAACUGCCUCGUGUCACCAGUAAAGACAGCGGAGUCUAUACCUGCAGAAUCCGUGUCCAUGGGAACAGCAGCACGUCUGACUUCGAGCACCGGGUGAAUGUGACAGUGAACGUGAGAGCUGUGUUUUCUUUCACAGAUGUGACACAUGGAGACUCAAGGUCCAUGGCAGUCCUCUCUCGUUCAGUGGUCACUUUAACCUGUCCUUCUGUCCUUGGUGACUAUGUGCUGCUUUACUGGGAGUAUCCUGAUUCAAAGAGAAUGGAGCUCAUAUUCCAGUAUGACCGAUGGAGGCGGAGCUACACCAACCAGACCAAACUCCACCUUCAUCUGACAGGCUCCGCCUCUCUUGCUACUGCUGGGAACUUCUCUUUCUCUUUAAGCCCCGAACUGAAGGAUGGAGGACUCUACUUGUGCGAGGUCUUCCUGGAUGACAAGGCUUUCAGUCAAGCCAACAAACUGAGUGUUUUGCAUGGAUACACCAGGUCAUCCCACAGAUCCCUGGAUCUGAGUUGCAUGUACUCAGAAAGAUCUCAGGUCAAAUCUGUGAGAUGGUCUCAUGUUCAGGAUCCAAAUCGCUCACUACAAACUACUGCCGUUUUGGGCCGGAUCACGACUUCCGUUGCACUUCCUGUGACCUCUAAGACGGCUGGACAGUACGCUUGCACUCUUUAUCUGGAAAAUGGCAAAUCAGUUCAAUAUAUGCACACCGUCACAAAAAUAGCUCCAACAGUUUCUCCAGGCCCUGCACUGCCACCUGCAGAAGACAUUUCAGCUCAUUCUUAUGUUUCCACCUUCUCCUUCCUGCUACUUCUGAUACCCAUGAUAGCUGUAGCUGUUGGUGUGUUGCUAUGGAAACGGGGCUAUUGCGUCACCCGCCGAAGUGUCGAGCAGUCGUUGUCGUACCACUCCGGAGAGGUGGAGAACAUCUAUGAAAAUCCUGAUGAUCUGAGACAGACACCUCCCCAAGGCGCAGUCUACAUGGAUCUCAAGCCAACGGGUGAAAUGGAUGUAUAUAAAGAAUUGGAGAGAUACAACCAGUGCUGUGGCUGAUUUUGUUAAAUACAGUUAGGUCC